Owenia fusiformis is the source of this 336-nucleotide messenger RNA. The record is from the annotation of a GenBank genome assembly. Lineage: Eukaryota; Metazoa; Annelida; Polychaeta; Sabellida; Oweniidae.
AGGAGCAGUUGUUAUAUAACAUCGGAGAUCUUUUUCAAGCUGGCACCGACACAACAGCAGGCUCGAUAAGAUGGAUGCUGCUAUGUAUGCUGAAAUACCCAGAGGUACAAAAGAAAGUGCGCGCUGAGAUUCUCAGUCAAAUAGGCUCAGAGAAAUCUCCUUCUAUGACAGACAAAUUGCAGCUGCCUUAUACCGAGGCGACAAUACUCGAGGUUCAGAGGAUUUAUGGUCUAGUCGUUCCCCUGGUUCUUAUUCAUCAGACUAAUCAGGUUACACAGCUAAAGGGAUAUACUCUACCACCAAACACCUUAAUUGGAGCCAAUCUGUAUGCAAUCC